AUUGAAAGAGAAGAAUCUGAACAGACAAUUUAUUUUCUAGGUUGAAGUAGUUCAAAGGAAAUAAGACAAACAAAAACAGCAGAACCAAUAAAAGGAAAAAACGUAAAAGCAAAGAAAAUCAAAGGAAGUUCUUUUGGAGCGUUUGAUAUUUUGUAUAUUAGUAUAGUAACAAAAUGGCUGAUAGGCUUACUCAGUUACAGGACUGCAUCAAUAAGCAAGCAGAACAUUUUUGUAAUAGUAUUGGGAUUCUUCAGCAGUCUGCUCCUCCUAGUAAGUUCCCAAAUUUCGAUAGAAGUGGAUCCCAGACUCCUCAGCAACAACAAAAUCAAGAAGACUAUGUUCAAUUAUUCACAACAUUGAUAUCAAGAUGUGCAAAAGACAUUGACACACUUAUUGAAUCACUGCCUAGCGAAGAAAGCUCUACAGAGUUACAGCAUGCAAGUUUACGAAUUUUGGAACAAGAAAACCAAGAAGCAGCAGAGAGAUUAGAAGCUGUUGUACAAAAUGGGCAACAGCUGCUAGAAAGGAUACAAGCUGCCUUAAGUGAUAUUGCUCAAGCUCAACUUGAUAUGCAACACCUAUCGAAAAUUGCUACAGGUGGAAGAGAAUAAAUGGCUACAAUCACUACAAAUAUUUCUGUUUUCAUUUUACACUUGAUAUCACUGUUUAAUCAUUUGGACAUAGAUUAAAAAAUCAAAGAUUGGUAGGAACCUUAUUGUUCAGGACAAAAUUGUUGGCGUCAGAUGAAGACAUUCUUGUUAUAUAAGUGAUGUAGUAGGUAAGAGUCAUAAUCAAAUGUGUUUUAGAUAAUUACCUGAAAGUCAAACACUGAUUAUCCAUACUCUAAGAUGAGUGAAUCUAGAAAUGUUAUGAAAAUAACAGCCAGUGUCCUUUUGAUUCACACAUGAUUUUUAGAGUAGUAAUGAAAUGAAUUUAAGUCAGUUUGAUAAAAAAUUUAAAUCAGAAAGGUGACAUAUUCUGGGGGUACAUACAUAUAACAUAUUAUACAGUGUGCGUCGGUCAAAUUGAAUUUCUAUUGAAAGUUCUCAAAAAUUAUUUCAUAUAAAGGUUUUGAAAUAUCUUAUAAUAUACAUGGUACCGAGUAGAAGCGUGUCCUAUAAAAUUCAGUUUUAUUUAAUGUAAUAAGAUGUUGCUCUCCCCCAUUUGGAUAUCAUUUUUUCAAUACUGAGAUAAUUGAUUUUUUCUAAUGGAACACUCAAUAUUUCAUUCAAGACGUAAUUUCUCCUUGGAAAGCUCUUUAGGUAUAGGUAAAUAAGUAGUAGUUAGACAGUUAUAACAAAAAUAGUUUCAAGAAUAUAUUAUUUUCAACAUUGAACUUCUUCAGCAAAAAACUCGAAAAUCAAAUCUCAGGAUGAAAUAAAUUAGAUACAGACUAUCAAUAGGUCUUCUGGUGAUCAAUAAAUCAUCAAUCAAAUUAUGCUAAAAAUGUAUUUUGUGUUUGUUGAACUCUCUAGAACCACUAGGUAUAUACACUCAUGAAAAUGCAUAUUUUUAAACAGCUUUUUGCAAUGAAAUCAAAUGUUGUUCCAUUUAUAAAAAUCAAGAAAAAAUUGUUUUCAAAUUUUGAUUCACCUAGAAAAAUAGUUUUAGGUCAAAUUAUCAAUAGAUCAAACAAUUUUAUAAUGAAACAGACUUUUCAAAUGACUUUUUAAUGAAUAUAGCAUGGUUGAACAAAUCAUCUUUGUGACAUAUUUUGCAUAACUUCUGAGCUUGUGUAAAUUUUUGACUAUUCAGAGGCAGUUUACUCUUCUAUGUGUAAGUUCUCUUGUCUUUUUUUCAUGGUGCAUUCAUUGUUUGCAUAUAAAGGCUCAGAAGUGACAAACGUCCGUAUCUUAUUUCUGCCAGACGUUCAUUCUGUGUGAAUCAGAACUUAGAUUUGGAUUUGUCAUGAGCAUUUUUCAAACCAUUCUAUUUGUUUGAAAAAUCUGGGUCUCUGUGUGUGUCAUCACUUGUAUGUCUCCGUCAGACAUUUCAUCAAAUUCAUGAGUGGCAACCCUUUAUCCAUGACAAUUGCUACCAAACCAAAUAAAACGGGGUCUACUAGUACCAUUUAUAAUGAUCUACUCUUCUGUAUUCAAACUUCUGACGAAUAAUAAUACCUCAUUCCGUACACCAUACUUUUAUUGGAUACUUUGUAUAUUGUAGAAUAUUUUGAAAGAGCCCAAUGAAUUUGUAUCUAAAAAAAACUUUCAUAAGGAAUAUUUUUAGUAACUUCACUUCUUCAUCUCGAAUUUGAAGUGACACAUACUGUAUAUUAUUUCACCAUGUGAAAAUAGUACCAUUAUAAUUAACCUUGAUGUUUCUUCACUGCUGCCUGAGAAAUAACUCAAAAAUUCAGGAUUAAAAAUUAUACAGAAUCUAUUGAAACUUCGAAAGGCAUUCAAUAAGUGAAUUAUGUAGACAAUAUGUUUGGUGAUUUUAAAUAUUUGCUUUGCGAAUUUGCCUUUAUUCAUGGUAGUGUAUUAUUGUAGAACAGGGUAUCUUGAUGUAGGUUUUUUGAUGAUCCUUCUUGGCAGGAAACUCUUAACCUAUUCUGCAUUUUUGUAAGACUGUGUUUUUGGUAUUGAAAUAAAUAUUUGUUUUUUUAA
Leptinotarsa decemlineata (Colorado potato beetle) is the source of this 2609-nucleotide messenger RNA. It is a transcript of the gene MED21, whose product is annotated as Mediator complex subunit 21. Gene Ontology annotation, cellular component: mediator complex. The record is from RefSeq and is a predicted model, not a curated record. Lineage: Eukaryota; Metazoa; Arthropoda; Insecta; Coleoptera; Chrysomelidae. Gene Ontology annotation, molecular function: transcription coregulator activity. Gene Ontology annotation, biological process: regulation of transcription by RNA polymerase II.